This is a messenger RNA of Etheostoma cragini (Arkansas darter), 3368 nucleotides long. It is a transcript of the gene pfkfb4b, whose product is annotated as 6-phosphofructo-2-kinase/fructose-2,6-biphosphatase 4b. Bases 89 to 1525 code for a protein of 478 amino acids. Lineage: Eukaryota; Metazoa; Chordata; Actinopteri; Perciformes; Percidae. Gene Ontology annotation, molecular function: fructose-2,6-bisphosphate 2-phosphatase activity; ATP binding; 6-phosphofructo-2-kinase activity. The transcript has 13 exons. The record is from RefSeq and is a predicted model, not a curated record. Gene Ontology annotation, biological process: fructose metabolic process; fructose 2,6-bisphosphate metabolic process. Gene Ontology annotation, cellular component: cytosol.
UAUAUGACAUCCACCCCCUGAGCCACACUGCCAGGGCUACAACCAACCGCCUCAGUUAAAAAUUAGGAGGGUAUCAGUGAUAACAUCCAUGAUGUUAGACAACGGCGAGUUCGCGACUUGCCCGCGGGAGCUCACCCAGAACCCGCUCAGGAAGAUCUGGAUGCCAUGCAAAAACGGGCACAUAGCUCAGAGACGGGUGUGUAUGACAAACUGCCCAACCCUUAUUGUGACUGUUGGACUUCCAGCUCGAGGGAAGACUUACAUUUCAAAGAAGCUCACACGCUACUUAAACUGGAUAGGUGUGCCAACCAAAGAAUUCAACGUUGGUCAGUACAGGAGGGAGUGUCUAAAGAUCUACAAGUCCUUUGAGUUCUUCCGUCCAGAUAAUGAAGAGGGGUUAAAAAUCAGACGCCAGUGUGCGUUGGCAGCACUCAAUGAUGUCCGACAGUACCUGAGUGUGGAAGGAGGACAGGUGGCGGUGUUUGAUGCCACAAAUACAACAAGAGAAAGACGAGAAACCAUCAUCCAGUUCGCUGAGCAGAAUGGAUUCAAGGUGUUUUUUGUGGAGUCUGUGUGUGAGGACCCAGAUGUUAUUGCACAAAACAUAGUGCAAGUUAAGUUGGACAGCCCAGACUACACACACUGCAACACAGAGGAGGUCAUUGAGGACUUCAUGAAGAGGAUCAAGUGCUACGAGUCCUCCUACCAGCCCCUGGACGAAGUUCUGGACAGGGAUCUGUCCUACAUAAAGAUCAUGGACGUGGGCUGUCGUUACCUGGUGAACCGUGUCCUUGACCACAUCCAAAGCCGAAUCGUCUAUUACCUGAUGAAUAUUCACAUCACGCCGCGCUCCAUCUACCUGUGUCGCCACGGGGAGAGCGACCUCAACAUCAAGGGACGGAUCGGAGGAGACUCUGGCUUGUCCGCCAGAGGAAAAGAGUUUGCCAAACGUCUGAGGAAAUUCAUCCAGGACCAGAAUAUCACAGAUCUAAAAGUGUGGACCAGCCAGAUGAAGAGGACAAUUCAGACAGCGGAGGGCUUGGGAGUGCCAUACGAACAGUGGAAGUCCCUCAACGAAAUAGAUGCUGGUGUGUGUGAGGAAAUGAUGUACGAGGAGAUCCAAGAGCAUUACCCUCUGGAGUUUGCACUGAGAGACCAAGACAAGUACCGCUACCGCUAUCCUAAAGGAGAGUCUUAUGAAGACCUGGUGCAGCGACUGGAGCCUGUGAUCAUGGAGUUGGAGAGACAGGAGAAUAUUCUUGUUGUUUGUCAUCAGGCCGUGAUGCGUUGUCUUCUUGCAUAUUUCCUGGACAAGACUGCAGAUGAGUUGCCUUACCUUAAGUGUCCUUUGCACACGGUUUUGAAGUUGACCCCUAUGGCUUAUGGAUGUAAAGUGGAGUCUGUCUAUUUAGGCGUGGAUUCUGUGAACACACAGAGAGACAGGCCAGAGGUAGGUAUCCCAGGCAGCACACAGAAAUGUCUCUCCGCAGAUGACAGAGAAAACUUGAAUCCGCUUCAGGGUUGAUUCACCUCACUGCACAUCUUGUAUCAGGGACUCAAGCGGGAGAAUGCCUUCCAGUGAACACUACUUCAGCUGGGUGGGACUUUCUUUAAUUUCUGGAGAGGCAUAUUGUAUGUCUUCCAUGAUAUUUGUCCAGCGACUCCUUCCUGAAGCAAGGCUUUGCAGUCACUGCUGAUCCGUCCCUCUCUUCUUAUUGCACAGAGAAUGUAAUUCUUUCACACAUGGCAGAGGAAACCAUGUUCUUCAUCUACCAGUGAUCCGUGACAGCAAUCAAGACAACUGUGACUUCACUUACCAUUGACACUCCUACCUCCAUCCUGUCAGCAAUGACUUUUCUCUCAUUUAACUUUUGUCUUUCAGUUGGAGCAGAAAUGGGCUUUUUUUCCAACAUUGGCCCUGAGAGCACAACACACUGCAAAUUCAGAAAACAAAUUAAAGACAAAGACAGAAUGCUAAGAAAACACAACCCUGCAAGUCUCACGGAACACAAUGGAAAUUAGUAAUACAAAAGAGGCCGGCUAUAUCAACCUUCUUGAGGUGAAAGGUCAUGUCAGUUUUUCCGUUGCUAAAAUUGAGUCCAUCUUUGGAGCGUUAUUAAGCCAUCUUCCCAAAAAGCUAGCAUUACAUGACCGGUCCCAAUGAAAUCCUCAGAUCGUCUAGUCUCAUAUGAUACGAUAUCUUCACCUAGCUUCAAAAAGAGAGUAUGUCGGUCGGUCCUGCUCUGCCGUUUAGUCAUUAAGACAUUAAAAUCAACAAAUGUAUUUUUUUGUUGUAAUUUAAACAUUCAUUGUGUGAUCUAGAACUUGCAUUAACCAACGCUGGAUAAACCUCAGAUCUCAGAAAUGAUAUAUCUGAAUUAUGCAAUGUUAAAAGAAACUUUCACUGUUUGCUCAUUUCCCAGCAGUAACGUCAUGAGCCACAAAGCAUGGCUACACAUAGCGUGUCCCAGGUGUGCCCGGACAUGUUCAUCACUUUGUCUAUUGUGUUCUGACUUGCAGCAUCUCUGUCUUCGGUUGUGUUUUCUCAGUGCAGCUUCACCCCCUUAAAUGCUGCACAUGUGCUGUCAAAUUGGUUAAGAUGUUUUCUCUCAUUUGCUCGGGUUUUGACUAGUUGCAAGGUGCUGCUUUCUCAGGUCCAACAUAUUUUUUUCUCCAUUUUAUAUCUUUGUAAGGUAAGGGUUAGCGCACUUGUGCAUCUAUAUAUGUUAGGACCAAUCUGACUUAGACCUUGGCAGUGAGGACAUUUGGGCUGGACCUUUUUAAAGGGCUGUUUGAGGGUCCAGACUUGGUUUUAGAGUCAAGGUUAGAAUUAGGCAUAUAUUCUAUUCUAUAGUAUAUAUAGAACUAUAUGUAGCCCGUAUCAGCUUUCUCAUUUGAUUUUUCUUUUUCUGAGCGUGCAUGUGUAAAUCUGUCUUUAAAUACCAUGUGUUUUUUUUUUUUUUUUAACAAUGAAUGUUACCCUGAUUUACUUAAAAUAGUUUUUGUACUUCUCAAUACAAAUGACAAAUACAUUUACCUCAACAUGCUGCAUAUGAAUUGACGCACAAUAUAAUUUAAAAUUUUAUAUCAUAAUAAAGUUUUUUUUAAGCUAAUCUUUGUCUCUAUGUUAGCACUUGUUUACUGUUUAAAUGUGAAGGGUUAAUGUGAAAUGCCCAACAAAAUUUGAAUGGCCAGACCUCCGCUGGAAUCCAGAUGUUCAAUGCUUCCUAUAACAUCAUUUAUAGUGUUAACUGGUUGUUGAACACAUAUACUCAAAUUAUUUCAUCAAAUGUAAACCAACAGAUUUUUUUGUGUGUUUGUGAAGGUUAUUAUAUAUAUAAAAAUCCAAGUUGGAAAAAUAAACACUU